UUCAUUUUGUUGAAAGCAGUGGUGAUGGAUUACAAGAAGCAAGUAGCUGCAUCCGUAAUUAUCAUACAAACUCAGUUACAACGAACACGGAAGAAAAGAAAAGUGUGGGUAAAAGAGUGGUUAAAAAAGAGAACCACUUUGUCACACAUGAAUCUUUUAAGUGAACUUAAGCUAGUAGCAGAAGACUACCGAAAUUACCUUCGAAUGGAUGAAGACUUAUUUAUCACUUUAUUGGAGAAAAUGAAACCGCUUAUUCAGAAAAAAAACACUUUAAUGAGAGACGCAGUAACAGCAGAAGAACGGCUUAUUUGUACAUUAAGAUAUUUGGCAAGAGGCAGAUCUUUGGAAGAUCUUAAAUUCUCUGCCGUAAUUUCUCCCCAAGCUUUGGGACGUAUAAUACCUGAAACUUGUAUAGCCAUAUUCAAUGUACUACUUGCCGAUGGAUAUAUCAAGUUUCCUUCCACAGAAGAAGAAUGGCUCAAAAUUGCGAGAGACUUUAAUGUGCGUUGGAAUUUUCCUAACCGUGGGGGAGCUAUUGAUGGUAAACAUGUGCGAAUCACGAAGCCCAUUAAUAGUGGAUCUUACUACUAUAAUUAUAAAGAAUAUUUUAGCGUAGUCCUCAUGGCAAUAGUGAACGCUAAUUACGAAUUCAUUUCUGUCAAUGUCGGCACCAACGGCCGUGUCUCUGAUGGUGGUGUAAUAGAAAACACCACGUUUCACAAGAAACUCAUUUCUGAAAAGUUGAACUUACCGAAAAACGAAAAAACUGCAGAGCACAUGAAUUUUGUUUUCAUCGCUGAUGAUGCAUUUGCACUACACAAAAAUCUAAUAAAGCCUUAUCCAUUCAAGGGGUUAAGUAAACAAAAAAGAAUAUACAACUACCGACUAUCUAGAGCACGACGCGUAGUGGAAAAUGCGUUUGGUAUAAUGGCUAAUCGAUUUCGCAUUUUCCACACCGCAAUGAACCUAAAGCCAGAAAAAAUUGAUAAUGUCAUAUUAGCAGCGUGUGCUUUACAUAAUUUUUUAAGAAUCCACUGCAAAAGUAAAUAUACAGGUUCGGGAUCUCUGGACGUGGAAGACACAGAAAAUAGGGCCCUUAUACCUGGCGAAUGGAGAAAAGAUGAAGAAGUUUUGGGACAACUGCAACAAUCAACUAGGAAUUCAUCUGAUGAAGCGAAAGGAACACGGGAUUUGUACUGCACAUUCUUCAAUUCCACAGGAGCAGUUCCUUGGCAAGAGGACAUGAUUUAGAUUUUAGAAUAACCGAAAAUGUAGUAGAAUAUGUUUUAGUUAUGAUUUCAUAAUCUGUUAAAAAAAUA
This is a messenger RNA of Photinus pyralis (common eastern firefly), 1319 nucleotides long. RefSeq lists its product as uncharacterized. The transcript has 2 exons. The record is from RefSeq and is a predicted model, not a curated record. NCBI's taxonomy places the organism in Eukaryota, Metazoa, Arthropoda, Insecta, Coleoptera, Lampyridae. The coding region runs from base 25 to 1251 and encodes 408 amino acids.